AUAAAAACACACUCUGCAAACAGUGACUGACAGUGGCUCCUGUAGAAAAAAUAAGCGUGAAGUAAGUGUCACCUUUUCAAAGAAAAACAAACAAUAAAAAUGGGUGAAGAUGAUCCAUACGCAGUUGCAGCUAAAGGUAAAUUGAAACUCAAGUGCGACACAGGUAUUAGUAAAAAGAAGAAAAAGAAGAAGGACAAGAAACUUCUGGAACAAGUAUCUAAAACAAUACAAGAGGAUAAAUCUGAACCAAAACCUAAAGUACAGACAAAAACUAAAGCCGAACUGGCAUUUUUACAACAACAAGAAAAAAUGCAAACCAAAAGGAUAUUGGAAAAAGCCUGUAUGACCCACAAAGAACGAGUUGAAAAGUUCAACCAACAUUUGGACAGCCUCACGGAACACUUUGACAUUCCCAAAGUAUCUUGGACUAAAUAAAAUUAUUUAUAUCAGAUUAUGUAUGUAAUUUUCAGUUAAUAAUAUUUAAUUUAAUAAAUUUAAAUGUCAAAGUUAUAAUUGGUAAGACCUGUACAAAGAAUGUCGAUUAAAUAAACUAAAUUCUUGUUUAAAUAAUUAUUAUGUAUUUGUACUUAUAAAAAUAGUAAUAAAUAAAAUACUAUAUUUAAA
Aethina tumida (small hive beetle) is the source of this 624-nucleotide messenger RNA. Its product is annotated as protein FAM32A. Bases 100 to 435 code for a protein of 111 amino acids. The transcript has 2 exons. NCBI's taxonomy places the organism in Eukaryota, Metazoa, Arthropoda, Insecta, Coleoptera, Nitidulidae. The record is from RefSeq and is a predicted model, not a curated record. Gene Ontology annotation, cellular component: nucleolus.